Messenger RNA from Prosopis cineraria, 2808 nucleotides. RefSeq names its product protein DYAD-like. Gene Ontology annotation, biological process: meiotic cell cycle; meiotic sister chromatid cohesion; reciprocal meiotic recombination. NCBI's taxonomy places the organism in Eukaryota, Viridiplantae, Streptophyta, Magnoliopsida, Fabales, Fabaceae. The coding region runs from base 1091 to 2434 and encodes 447 amino acids. The transcript is spliced from 8 exons. The record is from RefSeq and is a predicted model, not a curated record.
AAACCUUUGUCUCUUCUUCCUCCUUUUAGUGUCAUAGUUCACGCCCCUUACCUCGCUCUUUCGUUUUGUCAUUCUUCUUCUUCUCCUUCUUAUUAUUUUUCAAGGGCUUUUAGCAUGCUUAAUUGUCUGUUAAGUUCAGUGCAUUGUCGCUGGAGUAAUUGUUCUUUCUGAUUUUGCUUUGGGUUUCGUGCGGUUUUACGUCCUGGGCUGAUGUUUAUUUGCUCCCUGCGCUCUAUCUCUCAAACCUCUUUUUCCUUUGAAUUUGUUUGUUUUUUUUUUUUUUGAAUCUGGCUUGAGCCAUCCCAGCGAAAGGAUGGCAGAGAUGGAUUUUAGUUACAGUUUGACUGUUCUGCUUUUAGCUGUCAUAUAACCCAGUAUGUGCCAAGAAACCGGAUGAUUGUGUUGUCCCUUAUUUUUUUUCGAUGUCUGGUUCUCUCUAUUGGUAUGAUUCAUCGUGUAAAUUCUUUUAGACAUUUUCUUUCCUUGACUCAUGAUGUUUGUCGAGAAAUCAUCGAUAUUAUGCUUCUCAAUUGUUGGGGACCUUUCACAAGAAGUAUCUUAUGAAGAAGCUGCUUUUAUUUUUUCGACAUAGACAUGUAGUUUUAUAUAUCAGAAAAUUUUUUAUGUUUUAAAAUAAACUAGUAUGCACUAGGAAUCUGAGGGGCUUUCUUGAUUGACACUGCUUGGCAGGUUUUCUGUAAUGUAAAUUCUCUACUCUUACAAUGGAGAAAUACAUGCUGAUGACUACUUGUUUAAUAUUCUUAUGUUUUUGGUCCGUACGUAGUUCAAGCGUUUGAAUCUUUUGUUACUUCUGGUUGUGGCCCAAUUAAUGCUUGUCUUCCACUUUCUCUUGACCUUAACCGAAAGUUCAAAGCCAUGUUAGUCGUCAUCUUUUUCUUAACCAAUAGACAUAGACUGAAGUCAAAACAAUUGAUAUUCUUGUAGGACAACUUGUAUUAGAUCUUAAUUAGUUCCACUAAUAGCACAUUGUAUUCAGUUUCCCUCCUUUCUUCAUUGCUUCAUAAAAGACUUUAGUGACGCAAAAUAUUGAUGUAAUGCAUAGGCAUUUUGACAGAGAAGAGGUGCCUCUAUGGAAGAGUGUGGUGCUUGUAAUCAAGUUUUGUUCAUUGAUCAGCAAGACGGAUACAAAAGUCAAGUCUCGCUGAGAAUUUCUGAAGAUGAGGAAGAGGAAGAGGAUUCAAAAGAUGAAGAUGAAAAAGAUUUUAAAAUUAAAACUUUGUUCAUACCAAAGUUUAAGAGAAGAAAGCAGCUUAGCCUUAAUCAGCUUGGAGAGAUGAAAGAGCUGUUAGAUGUAGACCAGGGUCAAGGUAUAAACAAGCUUAAGACGAAGAAGCAUCAGAGUAGAAAUAGAUGGUCAGCUGAAAGGUAUCAGCAGGCUGAGCAAAGAAUGUGGGAGGUAUUAAAGGGUGCGGGUGCAAAUUUUGCAAAUCCAAUUUCACGACAUGCUCUAAGAAAGGCUGCCCGUCAACAUAUUGGUGAUACUGGACUUUUAGACCACUUACUGAAGCAAAUUGAUGGCAAACUAGCACCUGGAGGGACUGAUCGGUUUCGACGGUGGCACAACCCCAAAGGAAUUAUGGAGUAUUGGUUGGAGAGUGCUCACCUAGAUAAAGUCCGUCAGGAGGCUGGGGUGCAGGAUCCUUACUGGUUGCCACCCUCUAAUUUUAAUGCAGGCAGUGCCUUCUCUCAGAAUACUGGUUCUUCUUGUGAACUGAAGUUGCUUCAAAUAGAAAUGGCCAAAAUGAAGAGAGACAUGCAGGAGCUGAUAUUGAAGAAGCAAGUGAAGAAUGGACAUUAUCUGAUGGAAGGGACGCAGAAGGAAUUGGGGAGGUUGAAAGCUACGACCGAGGAGCACUUAGCUGGGAUUAUUACUUCUUUGAAGGGUAUGCAGGGCAUGUGUGGUGAAUUGGUCAUUUGGAAAACUAAAGUUGAUCAACAGCUUGCAGAAAUAGCCAAUAAAUUGAACGAUCUGCAGUCAUCCCAGGAACGCACUACCAUGGGUUUUCCUUCAGAGGAAUGGGAAGAUUGGCUAGAAAACAUCACCUUAGACAAUAUUCCAGGUGAUGGACUUGCAACUUGGUUAGGGAGUACGGAACUGAUGAAUGUUCAGCAAGAGGUUGUACUUCAUGAUCCUAUCUUAUCCACACCGUCUCCACCAUGCAACAAAGAACUAAAUGACGCAAGGAGCAAUUCGUUGGAGGUCAUUACCAAGAGACAAGAUGAAGAUCAACCUGAUGUGACUCCUUGUUCUUCUACGACUGUUAGUUCAAAAUCAGAUCUAGACAACAAAACAUUGAUAUUGUUUCAGGGGAUGCUUAUGGAGUUGGUUAAAUGGAAAGAUAAAAUGGAGCAGCAGCUUUUGGAGGUAUCUAAUUCCGUACAUAUGCUGGAUAUGAAGUACACUACAGUUUGAAGUAUCAAAGGCAGGAUAGGAUAUUAACUACCCUAAUUCCCGUAGGUUUUAGAUAUUGUACAGCAUUGACAAUCUGACCAUGAUUGUUCAUAGCAAUUGCAUCUGAUCUGCGUAGCGAGCUGCGAAUUGUUCAUAUGUUUUGAGUUUGACUGGCCUGUUACAGUUGAGUUUGGUUUAAGGUAGAUAUUCAGGAGGAUUUUGGUUUCUUGACAUCCUCUGGAAAGAUUUUGUUACCUUGAUAUAGGUCUUUACUCUUUAGGAAGCUUACCUUUCACUCAUUAGCUAGAGUAACCUUUUGAAUUCUGUAUCUAGCCCUGUUUUGGGAGACAAAGUUGACAUAUUUGAAUAUAAAAUUUCUCCAGGAUGGUUUGUCA